Bursaphelenchus xylophilus (pine wood nematode) is the source of this 907-nucleotide messenger RNA. Lineage: Eukaryota; Metazoa; Nematoda; Chromadorea; Rhabditida; Aphelenchoididae. The record is from the annotation of a GenBank genome assembly.
AUGACUCAAGUUCUGUUUACUGUGGUUUGCACCUUGUUUGUGGUUGUACAGAGUAGUGAGUAUGAGGAGCUGAUCCCUGGGUUAACUGGUAAGAGAUUUGGACAGUAGCUUUAUCUGUUUUAUGCAUUUCAUGAUAAAAUAUAAGGGCUAAUGGUUAAGGAUAAUAAAAUUAUUGCAGACAUUGGCAUGAAGCUCCAAGCCAAGUACAACCGAGGCUGGUCCAAGGCUGACAAAGCUGUUCUCCAUCGAGUAAUUGCUUCGGUUGGCCCACCUAGCAAUGAGAAAGUCCAAAAUCUCCUCGCGAACGAGACGAUGUUUAAUAUCUACAUUGAUAUUAUGGACGAGGCUCUUAAUAUGACCGAUGCUGAUGAUAGGGUCAAAAAGUUGGUUUUGUCGGUAAGAAGGACCCCUCUAUUUUUGCAUUCGCCAUUUUUUUAAUAUUUUUUAUCAUUAUCACUUAUUUUUGUUACUGUAACUUCAGGUAGAAAGGGCUGCUCCUCAAAUGUUUCCCAUUGCAUUGGCCGGAGAUAACGCUACUGUCGAGGAGCGCAAAACUUUUGCCAUCGCUUUUACCCCGGCUAUCCUCGCAUUCGAAGAAAUGACCAAGGAAAUGAGAGAGGAGAUCAUCAAGAAAGUGCCCUCACUUACUGGGGUUUUGGCUGGUAAGAAUAAUUUUAAAUGACCUAAUGCAAUCAAAAUGACGUAAAAUAAGUUUUAAUUUUCAGACAAUGAAACUCGACAUGCAAUUCGUCUCUUGGCUGAUCCAGACUUUGAGGAGCACGUGAGCACACAAAAGCCUGAUGAAACAGAUGUAGAUCAGAUGUCCGAAUCGGCCAAACAAUUUAUGCACCAGCUGAUUAUGACCCCGGAAAAGUUUAAAGAAGCCAAAGAAUCCGCUGAAGAGUAA